CUAUAUUUAGAUAAUGUAAUUAUAGUUGGAAACAAAUUGUGUUGGCUAUAUUAUUUGAAUCAACGAUGUCAGUUUUAAGUUCAAUUGAUAAUAGUUCAUUACAAACAUCACGUAUUGAAACUCAAUUGCCUUUGAUACAUAACAAUCAAUGCCUGUUGCGCCAAUAUCGAGAAAUGACAAUAGAAACACAAAAAAUACACAAAGCAAAAUUAGCGAAACUAAAAAUUGAGAUCUCACAAUUAAAUAAUUCAAAUAUUGAAGAAUACUUGAAUAAAAUCAAAAUGGAUGGCCGUUCUAGUAAAGAAUUGUCAAAUAGCUAUGUAAAUGCGAUAUAUUCUACAGUCAAGUUAUUGAAUCCAUCCCUCACGAAAACUGCAAGUGAAAUGAAAUAUUUACGGCGAAGCCGAAGAGUUCCUGUUGAAGAAUAUUUAGACACUGUUUUAGGUGUUAAACAGUUAAUAGAAAAGAUCAAGCAAUACACUGAAUCGUUUAUUAAUAUUGACGAAAGAAAAAUAGAAUCACGACGCAAAAUCGAUACGAUCAUAGCUAUAACAGUAACUAUGUUGACGAAUCUACGUACAACUGAAUUGUUGCAAUUAGAAAUUAAGCAUCUUUAUCAAAUUGCUCAGAAAAAACCGAUCACUUUAAAAUUGUCUUAUAACAAAGAGCAAAGAAUUGAUAUACUAUUAACAGAGACAAUAUCGAGUAGUAUGUAUAAAAAUAUUAUUAAUAUGGUUUUAAGUCGUGAAAUAUGGUGUGACAAUAGUUUUAACAACACUAGUCAAAUUAAGCAGUCAUGUAUCAAACUUAUUUCUUGCAAGAAUGAUACUAUUAAUAAGACGUUUUCGGAAUUUUACGUACAAAUUAAUAGUAAAAAACCAAAACUGACUUUAGGCUUAAAAACGAUUCGCUCCUGUAAUUCAACUCGAUUGGUACAACACAUUGACGGUUCACGCUCACAUACGAUGGAUGAAUCUAUUUUUGACUUGAAUUUGAAUGAAUAUAUAAAAUUGAACAAAUACAGUAUAUUAAACGGUAUUGCUUAUUCAAAUUUAUAGACUUCACAUGUCAACAAAAAAAUUAUUACUAUUUAAACGCUCUGUAGAUAAAUACGUGGCAUAUAACUUUUGGAAUAAAAUGAUCUAAAAUUGUUAAAUUUGAUUGGAAUUUCUAAUCGUUUUAGAUGACGUGAAUUAAAAUUUCAAGAUUUUUUUU
Microplitis demolitor is the source of this 1215-nucleotide messenger RNA. It is a transcript of the gene Vlf-1b-2, whose product is annotated as very late factor 1b-2, bracovirus particle protein. NCBI's taxonomy places the organism in Eukaryota, Metazoa, Arthropoda, Insecta, Hymenoptera, Braconidae. The coding region runs from base 66 to 1058 and encodes 330 amino acids. The record is from RefSeq and is marked provisional. The transcript has a single exon.